UACAUUUUCUUCAUCUCUUGGUGAAACCUCUGUGUUCUUAGGAAAAAGUCGUACUUACACAAAGUGUUAGACCGUUGACUAUUUGAGGUGAAAUAAUUGUGUUCUUUGACAAAGCUUUAUAUCUAGGAAUUCAUACGCCCAAAGCAAUGACUGUAUUGAAAGGCGUUUGUGUUUUCUUGUCAGGGACCUGGCUGGAGGGAGUGUGAUUUAAACAACGUUAAACACAAACGGAGAGCGAGGAGGAAGAGGGGAUCGAAAUGGAAGUGGAAGACCAGGAUGGCAAAGAGGCCAAGAAACCCAACGUCAUAAAUUUUGACACCAGUCUGCCAACCUCGCAUACGUACCUGGGGGCCGACAUGGAGGAGUUCCACGGCCGGACCCUGCACGACGACGACAGCUGCCAGGUGAUCCCGGUCCUGCCGCAGGUGGCCGUGAUCCUGAUCCCGGGGCAGACCCUGCCCCUGCAGCUCUUCCGCCCGCAGGAGGUCAGCAUGGUGCGCAAUUUGAUUCAGAAGGACAGGACCUUCGCGGUCCUCGCGUACAGUAACGCGCAGGAGCGGGAAGCGCAGUUCGGGACGACGGCGGAGAUCUACGCCUACCGGGAGGAGCAGGACUUCGGGAUCGAGGUGGUGAAGGUGAAGGCGGUGGGGCGGCAGAGGUUCCGGGUCCUGGAGCUGAGGACGCAGGCCGACGGGAUCCAGCAGGCGCGGGUGCAGAUCCUGCCCGAGUGCGCGCUGCCCUCCACCAUGUCGGCCGUUCAGCUGGAGUCGCUCAGCAGGCGCCAGCUGUUCCCUGCCAAGCCCGGCUCCCGGGAGGACCGCUGCUCCUACACGUGGUGGCAGAAAUACCAGAAGAGAAAGUUUCAUUGUGCAAACCUGACUUCAUGGCCUCGCUGGCUGUAUUCCUUAUACGACGCUGAAACCUUAAUGGACAGAAUCAAGAAACAGCUACGUGAAUGGGACGAAAAUCUAAAAGAUGAUUCUCUGCCUUCAAAUCCAAUAGAUUUCUCUUACAGGGUAGCGGCUUGUCUUCCUAUUGAUGAUGUGCUAAGGAUUCAGCUCCUCAAAAUUGGUAGCGCUGUCCAGCGACUUCGCUGUGAACUAGACAUUAUGAACAAGUGUACAUCUCUUUGCUGUAAACAAUGUCAAGAAACAGAAAUAACAACCAAAAACGAAAUAUUCAGCCUGUCCCUGUGCGGGCCGAUGGCAGCCUACGUGAACCCGCACGGCUACGUGCAUGAGACGCUGACCGUGUACAAGGCCUCCAACCUGAGCCUGGCCGGCCGGCCGUCCACGGAGCACAGCUGGUUUCCCGGGUUUGCCUGGACUGUGGCCCAGUGUAAGAUCUGUGCCAGCCACAUUGGAUGGAAGUUCACAGCCACCAAAAAGGACAUGUCGCCUCAGAAGUUUUGGGGGCUGACUCGGUCCGCCCUGCUGCCCAUGAUCCCCGACACCGAAGACGAGAUGGGCCCAGACAAAGUGGUGCUGUGCCUGUGAGCAGACAGGGCCGGGGCCGGGGCUGCUCCGGACCCGCUGCAGGCGCGAGCUGAGCCAGGAGGGCGUCCGGGGAGGGGUGCGGCAGCUCCACCCCAAGGGUGCGAGGACACAGGGAGACACCAGGGAGGGGGGUGGGCGCGGUCCCGGCCGCUUGGUGCUCGGGCGCCCGCUGCCCAGACCAGGGCCCGUGGACUCGGACUCCGCGCUGCACGCCACUGGCAGGACGCGGUUCCCGCACGGAGCGCAGGCCUGGCUGGGCGGCUCCCGGGCGCAGAAGCGCACAGGCCAGUGCAGCGCGGUGCCUGCUGCUUCCCUAGGGGGCCGGGCAGUGGGCGGCGGUUAAAGCCCUGAAGGGGUUUGUUCAACUGUUAGUUUC
This is a messenger RNA of Pteronotus mesoamericanus, 1872 nucleotides long. It is a transcript of the gene CRBN, whose product is annotated as cereblon. The record is from RefSeq and is a predicted model, not a curated record. Gene Ontology annotation, cellular component: Cul4A-RING E3 ubiquitin ligase complex. The transcript is spliced from 11 exons. Lineage: Eukaryota; Metazoa; Chordata; Mammalia; Chiroptera; Mormoopidae. Gene Ontology annotation, biological process: protein ubiquitination. Bases 258 to 1496 code for a protein of 412 amino acids.